AGGGACUAUUCUAAGCUGACAGCUUGGAUUAACAUUUGUUUCUGUGGCCCUGGAUGCACAUGCCGAAGUUCUGUGCCUCCGCUCCUCACAGAAUUGGUUUCUCUCCCUGCCUCUCGUUUUCCCGUGUGUAGCUGUACUCCCAAUCCCCAGCAGUCCUGACUCUAAAAUCAUAUACAUGGUAGAGAAAGAGCACCAAAGGUGAGUGAUGGAAGUGAUGCAUCAGAGAUGGCACCUGCGUUUUCACGACAGACAAUCCGGAGGAGCCAUAGUGCUUGUGAGCAGUCAUAGGAAGGAAAGAGGGUCACAGCUGUGCCACAGCACUUGGAUGUGCCGCUUGGGGAUUGAGGCUGAAGACCAGGAUAUUCUGAAUUCAGAGAAAUGGGGAAAAUUGGAGCGGUGUCAGAGCUGCACACAGAUAACUCAGAUUUACAAUGCAGUCUCCUAGCUGAAUUGGUGAGAAGAAACAGAAUGACAAGAAGUGUUACUUGGCAAACAAGACAUCUGUCCUGUUCCUACCAGUCUAACAGCAUCGCAGCUGACUGAAGGCAGAACUUGCCCCUGCUCCGCAGCUGCUUGGAUACCAUUCCCGAGGCACUUCCUAUGGGCGGCAAGUGCUAAAAACAGUCCCUUUACUCAGAAAUAUCCACCAGUGAAGUUUUUAUCAGAAAAGGAUCGGAAAAGAAUUUUGAUAACCGGAGGUGCAGGGUUCGUGGGCUCCCAUCUAACUGACAAACUCAUGAUGGAUGGCCACGAGGUGACGGUGGUGGACAAUUUCUUCACGGGCAGGAAGAGAAAUGUGGAGCACUGGAUUGGACAUGAGAACUUCGAGCUGAUUAACCACGACGUGGUGGAGCCCCUCUACAUCGAGGUUGACCAGAUAUACCAUCUGGCGUCUCCAGCCUCCCCACCAAACUACAUGUAUAAUCCUAUCAAGACAUUAAAGACCAAUACGAUUGGGACAUUAAACAUGUUGGGGCUGGCAAAACGAGUCGGCGCCCGCCUGCUCCUGGCCUCCACGUCCGAGGUGUAUGGAGAUCCUGAAGUCCACCCUCAAAGUGAAGAUUACUGGGGCCACGUGAAUCCAAUCGGACCUCGGGCCUGCUAUGAUGAAGGCAAACGCGUCGCAGAGACCAUGUGCUAUGCCUACAUGAAGCAGGAAGGCGUGGAAGUGCGAGUGGCCAGAAUCUUCAACACCUUUGGGCCACGCAUGCACAUGAAUGAUGGGCGGGUGGUCAGCAACUUCAUCCUGCAGGCACUCCAGGGGGAGCCGCUCACGGUGUACGGAUCCGGAUCUCAGACAAGGGCGUUCCAGUACGUCAGUGAUCUGGUGAACGGCCUCGUGGCUCUCAUGAACAGCAACGUCAGCAGCCCAGUCAACCUGGGGAACCCAGAAGAACACACAAUCCUAGAAUUUGCUCAGUUAAUUAAAAACCUUGUUGGUAGCGGAAGUGAAAUUCAGUUUCUUUCUGAAGCCCAGGAUGACCCACAGAAAAGAAAACCAGACAUCAAAAAAGCGAAGCUGAUGCUGGGGUGGGAGCCAGUGGUCCCACUGGAGGAAGGUUUAAACAAAGCAAUUCACUACUUCCGUAAAGAACUCGAGUACCAGGCAAAUAAUCAGUACAUCCCCAAACCAAAGCCUGCCAGAAUAAAGAAAGGACGGACUCGUCACAACUGAACUCCUCACUUUCAGGACACAAGACUACCGUUGGACACUUGAUGGGAUGUAUUUCUGGCUUUUUUUGUUGUUGUUGUUUAAAGAAAGACUUUAACAGGUGUCAUGAAGAACAAACUGGAAUUUCAUUCUGAAGCUUGCUUUAAUGAAAUGGAUGUGCCUAAAAGCUCCCCUCAAAAAACUGCAGAUUUUGCCUUGCACUUUUUGAAUCUCUCUUUUUAUGUAAAAUAGCGUAGAUGCAUCUCUGCGUAUUUUCAAGUUUUUUAUCUUGCUGUGAGAGCAUAUGUUGUGACUGUCGUUGACAGUUUUAUUUACUGGUUUCUUUGUGAAGCUGAAAAGGAACAUUAAACGGGACGAAAAAUGGUGAUUUUAUUUAUAAAAGUGGGUACUUAAUAAAUGAGUCGUUAUACUAUGCAUAAAGAGAAAUCUCAGCAGUAUUGUCAGGUAGGUGGUGCCCCGGCAUUGAUUUUAGGGCAGAUAAAAGAAUUCUGUUUGAGAGCUUUAUGUUUCUCUUUUAAUUCAGAGUUUUUCCAAGGUCUACUUUUUAGUUGCAAACUUGACUUUGAAAUAUUUCUAUUGGUUAUCAUGAUCAAGGAUAUUUGAAAUCACUACUGUGUUGUGCUGUGUAUUUGGGGCAGGUGGGGAGGUGGGGGGGGGGACAAAGUUAACAUAUUCUUGGUUAACCAUGGUUAAAUAUGCUAUUUUAAUAAAACACUUGAAACUCACCA
Messenger RNA from Saimiri boliviensis boliviensis (Bolivian squirrel monkey), 2400 nucleotides. NCBI's taxonomy places the organism in Eukaryota, Metazoa, Chordata, Mammalia, Primates, Cebidae. The record is from RefSeq and is a predicted model, not a curated record.